Anopheles gambiae (African malaria mosquito) is the source of this 3336-nucleotide messenger RNA. It is a transcript of the gene vari, whose product is annotated as protein PALS2. Gene Ontology annotation, molecular function: protein binding. Lineage: Eukaryota; Metazoa; Arthropoda; Insecta; Diptera; Culicidae. The record is from RefSeq and is a predicted model, not a curated record. The transcript is spliced from 9 exons. The coding region runs from base 93 to 2417 and encodes 774 amino acids. Gene Ontology annotation, cellular component: cell-cell junction; plasma membrane.
GGCGUGACAGUUGUUAAGGCGCAAGUGUACAUCGUCUCUCCCUUACUCACCCGCUUUUCGUGCACACCACACACGUGUGAUUGCAUGCAAAUAUGGUGCACCUUUAUCAGACGACGACCGCACCGCAACCGUCCCCGAAGACGGUGACGAAGCCGGCCAGCUUUAUGGCCAGCCUGAAGGGUCUGUUUUUCCGCACCAACCAGUCGAAACCGAGCACCGAAGGUCCGAACACUCGCCCCAAAUCGCUGUGGACCCGCAGCUCGGCACCGCAAGCACCGAUUGCCUCGCCCGAGUCGGGAAGUGAACCAUCGUCGCUAGUGUUGCCCCGCGUACCGGAAGCGCCCAUCCAGCCGCUGACCGUACACCGCACCGUAACGAUACAGCUGCCCCACCACGGGGACAAUCGGUACGACAUCCGGAGCGAGACCGGCGGCAAGGAUCGAAGGCGUGCCAAGGCAGCGGUCAAACCCGUCAAGCGGCGCUCCUUCGGCAAACGCAUCAACAACCUGUGGAGCAACUUUGGUCUGCUGCGAAGUUCGGAGAAAAUCGUGGAGUUUGCCAACGGUCACGCUGCCUUUCAACACGUGCGGGAAAAUUUGACCGAUCUCAAUGGGCGCUCGGAGGCGAACGAAACGGAUCUGGUAUUUCUGCAAGGAAUACUGGCCAAUCCAGCCGUUACGCAGUUGAUUAAGAUCCAAGACAAACUCGAGGAAGCACCAGCGCCACUGCAUCCAGUGCGAGUGGACAACGCGCCCCUACUGAAGGAGGUGAUCGAUCGCUGUAGCCUGUCGAGGAAUCCGCACGCCCGUGAGCUCGCUCGCAUCUUCCGCUAUCCACACUUUCGCGCCCUGCUCGAAGCGCACGACGAGAUCGGUGAGACGCAGCUCGAAAAGCUAAAGCAUCCCCCCACGUCCGCCACGUCCAGCCCGGGUGGCAACAGUCAGUACCACCAGGCCAGCCCAUCCAGCGAGACAGUCGACGGGUCCGGUGUGGAGCUGCUCACCAUCAACGAUAUGCCCGGGGAAACGAUCAAGAUGGUCGGGAUCCGGAGAAAUCCGGACGAACCGCUCGGCCUGACGGUGGAGGUCGACGAGCACAAUCAGCUGGUGGUGGCCCGAAUCAUCGCGGGCGGCAUGAUCGAUCGGCAGGGGCUGCUCCAUCCGGGCGACGUCAUACUGGAGGUGAACGGGGUGCCCGUGACCACGCCCGAGGAGCUGCAGGGCGAGAUCUCGGUCGCGAAGGAGUCGGUAACGUUGAAGAUUGGGCCGAGCGUCGAGGAGGAGAUGAAAUCUGCCCGCAUCACCAUGGCCGGUGGACAGGUAAAGAAUGGAAGAAAUUUAGACUCGGGCAAGAAGCUGACGUGUUAUAUGCGAGCCCUGUUCGAUUACGACCCAAAUGAGGACAAUCUGUUACCGUGCAAGGAGAUUGGGCUGUCGUUUUUGCGCGGUGACAUACUGCAGAUUAUCAACGUGAAGGAUCCAAACUGGUGGCAGGCGAAGCAUGCGGGAGAGGAUGGACCAACGGGGCUCAUACCGUCCCAGGAGCUGGAGGAACGCCGACAGGCGUACGUACCUCCGGAGGCAGAUUUCGUGCAUAAGAUAGGCAUUUGUGGAACAAGGAUUUCAAAGAAAAAGCGAAAGAUACUGUACAAAACGAAGCAGAAUAGCGAGUUCGAUAAGGCGGAUCUGAUGCUGUACGAGGAAGUUACCAAAAUGCCACCAUUCAAGCGGAAGACACUGGUGUUGGUGGGCGUGGCCGGAGUUGGACGACGAACGCUAAAGAACCGACUGAUCAACAGCGAUCCGGAUAAGUUUGGAUCAGUACUGCCGCAUACUUCACGUCAACCGCGACCGCUGGAGGAGUCGGGCAAGGCCUACUGGUUUACCGAUCGUGAAGAAAUGGAGCAAGAGAUCCGGGAGAACAAGUUCUUGGAGUUUGGCGAGCAUAAUGGUAAUCUGUACGGUACCCAUCUGGAUUCGAUUCGUGACGUUAUCCGGCAAGGUAAAAUGUGUGUACUGGAUUGUUCACCGGCAGCACUGAAGACUCUUCACAACAGUCCCGAGUUUAUGCCGUUCGUGUUGUUUAUUGCGGCACCUGGAAUGGAGCAGCUAAAGCUGCUCUACUCCGAGCGCAGAUCGGCCAGUGGAUCGACGAGGAACUUGCAUUUUGAUCGUCAAAGCUCUAUACGCUUCAGCUCCCGUCGUGCAAAGACUCUGGAAUCGUUGGCAUCGCUGUAUGAGGACGAUGAUUUGAUAUCGGCGGUCGAGGAGAGUGCACUGCUCCAGCGAAAGUACGACAAGUACCUGGACAUGGUCAUUGUGAACGAAGACUUCGAUGACACAUUCCGCCAGGUGACGGAAGCGCUAGAGCAGCUGUCACACGAGCACCAGUGGGUCCCGGUAAACUGGAUCUACUAGACUCCAUGCGUCCGUCCAUUCGGAUGCAGAUCUGCAAAACAAAAUGUGUUCAAAUCAUUCGGCUUGCAAAGAAACAAAUGGAAAUCCUUGACCGAUACAAGUAACAGUUCAAAUAGCCAUAUAGCAUUCAUUCAGCUUCGUUCGCUGCCCUUUAGAUAGGCUCGGCAAUAGAAACGGUAUUCUUUUCCAGGACAUUCACGUCGCGGCGGGAGCAUUCGUUGCAAUCCUCCCCUUUUAAAGACUCUUUACACUCCAGAUGCCUUAUCAAACAUUAUAACAAUAUAUGAAGCUGUAAACACUGUUCUCUCGAGCGCUUUACAUGUGCAAACCCCUUGUCUGAAACGGCGCCGGGUAUAUUUAUCAUGCAAUCAUCACGGAUCACGGAAAACCGCGCUAGUACUAUCAACCACCAGAACGAUAUCUGCACGAUCUUUAUCCAUCCUCUUAGCUGAUUAGCGUAACGCCUUUGAUGUUUUAGUAUUUUUCUAGCGUGUAAGGUCAGAGUCGAAUUCGUCCAUUUUCUUUUAUUUCGUACUGUUCAUUUUAAACCAUGAAGGAAUCGAGGACACAACUCACGUGUGCUGCUGGAGGGCGGCGUGUGCAGCAGCUGCACAGCGCGAGGUUUUUUAGACGUAUGGUAUUUCUUAAUGAGUAAGAUGAGUUUUAUUCGUUUACGUUUUGCCUUCUGUAGGUCGUUCGUUCCCGGUACCGUCCUUUCCUUUGCGUUGUGAAUGAAACGAUACGGUUAGUAAGAUAGUAGAAAAUCGAACGAGAGAGUGAUUGCGAAUCCUCUCGCUAGCUGCUAGCCUGUAAGCGCCGAUAUGAAUGGUUUAAACUGUUUGUUUAUGAAAUCUGUUGUAGCAUUUCAUUGAAUUUUAUAUGUUAUGCGAGAAAUAAAAAAUUAGAAGUGUAUGUGAAA